AUGGCUAGAGGUUAUGACGAGGUGCAUGGAGGGUUCGGUUUCGGGGCUAGGAACGAGGGCGGUACUUCGUUGUUGGAGUUUGCUAAAGCUUUUGACUUGGUGUUAGCUAACAUGGGUUUUCAGAAGAGGGAGGAUCACCUGGUCACUUUCCGGAGUAGGGUUGCCAAGGCUCAGAUUGAUUAUCUUCUCCUCAGGAGAGGUGAUAAGGGCCUGUGUACGGAUUGCAAGGUUAUCCCGAGUGAGUGUCUGUCGAUGCAGCAUAGGCUCCUAGUAAUGGAUUUGGAGGUCAAGGGAGUAGGGAAGAAGAGAGCGGUGUACGGACAACCUAAGAUCAAGUGGGGAACCUUGACUAAGGGAAAGGCUCAGGAGUUGAGGGAGAAGUUGUUGGCUAUGAGGGCCCAGAGGAGCAGUGGGGACGCGAGUAGUAUGUGGACCAUGACAACAAACUGCAUUAGGAAAGCUGUUAGGGAGGUGUUAGGGGUCUCGAAGGGUUACUCGGGUGGAAGGGGAUUGGUGGUGGAAUGA
Messenger RNA from Nicotiana tabacum (common tobacco), 525 nucleotides. RefSeq lists its product as uncharacterized. Lineage: Eukaryota; Viridiplantae; Streptophyta; Magnoliopsida; Solanales; Solanaceae. The record is from RefSeq and is a predicted model, not a curated record.